Molecule: messenger RNA, 5070 nt
Organism: Suricata suricatta (meerkat)
Lineage: Eukaryota; Metazoa; Chordata; Mammalia; Carnivora; Herpestidae
Gene: KBTBD12
Product: kelch repeat and BTB domain containing 12
Exons: 7
Coding region: 731-2707 (658 amino acids)
Molecular function (GO): protein binding
Source: RefSeq, a predicted model, not a curated record
ACUUGGCCACAGGGCCAGGUCGCAAUGACAUCGCUGUGGCCUCUGCGGAGCCAGUGGGGCCGUGCCUCAAGCCAGGGGGGCAGCAGCUCAUAAGUAACGGUGACAGAGGAAACAGGGGUCCCACUCGAGGCCUUCUUUCUGCUCUAAGGACCAGGCCGGAGUUGGGGUCAGCCUCCCAGUCCCUGGCACUUGCAGGGCCUUCUGCGCUUCCCUCCGGUGGCCGCGGGGCCAGCAUCUGUCUUCACAGCUCAGCCCAGCAUCCGCUUUCCAACAAGACCGUCUCUGCCCAGCCAGGGGUCUCUCCCCUCCUUCAUGUCACAGCAUCCACUGUCCUAGCAUUAUCGUUCUCUGAAUCGUCCACGUUACCGUUUGCCUCCCUCCCUAGACUGCAAGCUCCGGAAAGUUCCAGGAGUACACAUAGUGAAUGGACAGUUUCAGACAUGAGGCAGUGCCCACCGUGAUCAGCGCAGUUCUCCAGUUUUAUCCCCCCCUUUGCUCUUCCUGACGGCAACCCUCUCCUGAGUUGGGAGCUUUAUACGAUGACCCUUCAUGUCUCUAUAUUCCACUUCAGUGGGGAUUUUUUUCUUACAAGAAAACGGAUUCUUCUCUCUCCCUCAGGAGUAUUAAGGGACAUCCCUGUUGCUUUGUGACUCAUCAGACAUGCAAAUAGCCCCACAAGAAUCAAGCUAAAUUUAAAGAAGACUUAGGUAGAAACAUUGAAAAGUGUACCAUGGAAUGCAAGGCUGCAGGAAAAGAAAAAUACCAACAUAGCUUGAAUUUACUGAAUAAAGUUAAGAACAUGAGAGAAUUAGUGGAAAUGAUUGACGUAGUGCUCAUAGCAGAAGGGGAGACGUUUCCUUGCCACAGGUUGGUCCUGGCUGCGUUCAGUCCUUAUUUCAAAGCCAUGUUCACCUGUGGACUACUUGAAUGUACUCAAAGGGAAGUCAUACUUUAUGAUAUUACAGCAGAAAGUGUGUCAGUGAUAUUGAACUACAUGUACAAUGCGGCUUUGGAGAUCAAUAAUGCCAAUGUUCAGACGGUAGCUAUGGCUGCCUAUUUUAUGCAGAUGGAAGAAAUCUUUAGCGUGUGUCAAAAAUACAUGAUGGACCACAUGGAUGCCUCGAAUUGUGUAGGUAUCUAUUAUUUCGCCAAGCAGAUUGGCGCUGAAGAUUUAUCUGAUCAAUCGAAGAAAUAUUUAUAUCAGCACUUUGCUGAGGUGAGCUUACACGAAGAAAUAUUAGAAAUUGAAGCACACCAAUUUCUGACGCUCAUUAAGUCAGAUGACCUUAACAUAUCCAGGGAGGAGAGCAUUCUGGACCUAGUCCUUAGAUGGGUAAACCAUGACCAAGAAUUGCGCACUGAGCAUCUUGUUGAGCUUCUGAAGCAGGUCAGGCUGGAACUUAUAAAUCCUUCUUUUUUAAGACAAGCCCUAAAAAGGAACACAAUGCUUCUAUGCGAUGCAGCUUGCAUUGACAUCAUUCAGAAUGCAUUCAAAGCCAUCAAGACCCCCCAGCAGCACUCUCUAAAUCUUCGCUAUGGCAUGGAGACCACUAGUCUCUUGCUUUGCAUCGGCAACAAUUCUUCCGGAAUCAGGUCAAGGCACAGGAACUACGGGGAUGCCAGUUUUUGUUACAACCCCGCCUCACGGAAGACCUAUUUCAUCUCGUCUCCCAAGUAUGGAGAGGGCUUGGGAACCGUGUGUGCUGGUGUCGUCACGGAGAACAACACUAUAAUCGUAGCCGGAGAAGCAAGUGCCUCCAAGCUUUCCAGACAAAAGAACAAGAAUGUUGAAAUCUAUAGGUAUCAUGACAGAGGAAACCAGUUUUGGGAGAAGUUAUGCACGGCGGAAUUUCGAGAGCUCUAUGCCCUGGGCUGUGUCGGUAAUGACCUCUAUGUCAUAGGAGGACAGAUGAAAGUUAAAAACCAGUAUCUCAUCACAAACUGUGUCGACAAGUACUCAGCAGAACGGGACAGUUGGAGAAGGGUGUCUCCCCUUCCGUUGCAGCUGGCAUGCCAUGCCGUAGUGACCGUAAAUAAUAACCUUUAUGUGAUCGGAGGCUGGACCCCUCAGGUUAAGGAAUUUCCCGCAUCCCUAACUGGCAUGGCCGUGCUGCAUCUGGCUGCUGUGCUGAAAGAUGUAGUCAUGGAACACCAAACGAGCAUGGCUUACAUUUGGGUGGAUCUUCCCGAUGAAGAACCAGACCGACUAAGCAACCGAGUGCUGCGGUAUGACCCCAGCCAAGACCAGUGGACAGAGCGGGCGCCCAUGAAGUUCUCUAAGUACCGAUUCAGCACAGCCGUCGUCAACAGUGAGAUUUAUGUUUUGGGUGGGAUUGGCUGUGUUGGUCAAGACAAAGGCCAGGUUCGAAAGUGUCUCGAUGUGGUGGAGAUCUAUAACCCUGACGGGGACUUCUGGAGAGAGGGUCCACCUAUGCCAAGUCCCCUGCUCUCCCUUCGAACCAAUUCUACCAAUGCAGGAGCAGUGGAUGGGAAGCUCUACGUCUGUGGGGGGUUCCACGGAGCAGAUCGACAUGAGGUUAUCUCCAAAGAAAUAUUGGAGCUAGACCCAUGGGAAAACCAGUGGAAUGUUGUAGCCAUUGAUGUCCUCAUGCAUGACAGUUAUGAUGUCUGCCUGGUGGCCAGGAUGAACCCCCGAGACCUCAUCCCCCCGCCUUCAGAUCUGGUGGAAGAAGGCAAUGAGCACUGAAGUCAAUGUAUGCUGUAGGACCUCUUGCUGUGUCUGCACGGGAAGUGUUAGGAAUGGAGAGAGCCCACGGGCACCAGCCAAUCACCCUGCACAUGUGUGUUGCAUGCGUAGUUGCCUAUGUGCAAAGCAGCAUGUGCUGGGUGCUGUGAUAGGGAGUGAGCAGAGUCCGUGCUCAGGGACCUCUGGUUGGCUUGGAUGGACAAGACAUUACAAGGCCAAGGUUGGCAACAGCACAGGAAGGACACAGGGUAAGUGCCGUAGGAACUGGGAUGGAGGAAUCUCAUGCUGCCAGGACUAGAGGACAGCAUUGCCAAGGAGCAGGCCUUUCACCAGGGCCUCGGAGGAUGAGGAAGAAGCAGUCCCAUGGGUGCAGCUGACGGGGACAUCACAGAAACAGCUGAGCAAAGGCCCGGAGUGGGUCAGGUUGCUGGGGCCACAGGCUCGGAAAAGGAGGUUGCAGAUAAGUGACCACCACCUGGGAAAGCAAGGACUGUGGACCUGGUCUCUGAGCAGGGGACUUGUCUCAACCCCUGUGAUGUUGAAGAAGACUUCUCACUGUGCUUUGUUCUGGUUUCCAUCUUGCAAAGCCUUUCUUUUCUCGUGUCCAAUACUCUUCUACUGCAAUAACAUCGGCCAAAACAGGGCUAGCAAUGAACCACAAGUUCCCAACAGCCCAGGCACCCAAGCCCCUAACCACAGGAAGCAGGGAGGAAGUCCACCCUGGGCCAGAUCAGCAUCAGGGACAGAGAUGGGGAGCCCUGCUACCCUUGCCCACUCACAUUGGCACACAGUGUCCUGGACGAGACUUAUCCAAGCUGCCCUUGGCCGGCUCUCAAGGGCACAUGCCCUUCGGGACAUCAGCCCUGGCUGCAUGCAACUGGCCUAGGCCACCCAUAGACCAGGCUCCGGAGCAGAGGAGAGAGGAAGUACAUCCUUUUGGCUACCUGCUGCCUGCUGUCUUACCCAGUCUUUGCACUCUCUUCCCCAAGACUAGAAGGUAGGGAUGGAGCCACUUGCUUCAGCCCACAGUUGAACAUAAUCAGAAAACAGGAACUCCCAAAAUAUGCUUUAGGGCUGACACUUAAACAACGCAUGGGAAAUCCACCUAUUUUACUUGCUGUCCCUACUCCCAGAAGCUCAAUGGACUCAAAGAAUGCAUUUCAGUAGCUGUUCUUCAUUAACUUCUCCAGGUUGUCCCCAAGUAGGCCAGACUCUAAGGGGGCAUGGGCCGUGUCUGUCACCUUGCACCUCGCCACUGUGCUACUUGAAGCCUGCGUUGAGCAAAGUGUGCUUUUAGGCAGUGAGGCCCAGGCCCUUCCCUAGUGUUUAUACAGAGGGUUCUAAGAACGCUUCUUUCCACGUGAGUUCCAAUGGGCUGAUCCUUCUCCCUACUCUGUGGAUUUUUUUUUCUUGCUGCAAAGGCAGAGCAGUUCCUGUGAGUGGACGGGACUGGCCAUGGCAGCCAAGGUUGCAGAGAACCCCCCACAGGUUUAUUUCCCAAGGUUCCUCUUAGCAACACCUGCUCUGCACACACAUUAGAAGUUGCCACAUUUGCCUGCGUCAAGGAGGUCUUGUAGGCAUGUCAUGAUCCAUCCUCUAGAGGCCCUGGGGUCAAGGUCUCAGCUCUGCCACCAGCCUUGCUACUUAGCCAGCUGCAUGGUCUUGGCCAACAUAAGUAACCUUUCUAAAGCUGUAUUUUCACCAAAUGAAGAAUGGGAAGAAAAAAUCAUGUCUAGGGUAGGUGUGAGGACUGAGUGAGAAAGUGUGGAGCACAGUCCCUGUCCUUCACCUGCCAUUGUUUCUAGUAGCAUCAUCAUUGUAAUCCACACUUCCCAAGGCCUAGAGGGCACAACAACUGGUCCUUGGAUGGGUGGACUCUUGUGGGAUUGUAGGGGAGUCGUGCACAUGGCAUGAGGGGUUCCUAGGGCCCCAGACCCUUCGCAGGGCAUGCAGAUACACACACAAGCCCUCGCUUCAGCGUCUAUUUUAAACCUGCAGUGCUUUUAGUCUUUCAUGUUCAUCAUUAAAAACAAGGUGCCUCCGCCCUCCUGUCAGUAGAUACUGUCAGAGACUCAGCUUUGAACUCCUACCGCUCCUUCCUUCCUCUCGGUGGAGGACUCUCAGGAAACUUGGACUCUUUGCCAGCUCUUCUCUGUGGGACAGGAUUCCUGGACACUGAGCAGCAGAACAUAGUGGGGAAUGCUCUGGAUGCUGAGGCCCUUAAGAAAUGGCCACUGUCAGCAGAUCGCCGCCCACGUCCACCAAGAAAGCGCCACUGUCUUCACUGAUUGACUUUAUGAUGAGCAGAUACUUUAAAUGGGGACUUAUAAAAUAAAAGUGUACUAAUGAAAGAUCGCAAAUGA